AUGCAUUCUCUGAUCAACUCGCUGUUCAAGUUCUCGGAUGGAAGCCGUCCCAAGAAUCCUUACGAACGGCUCGGCAAGGCCGAGAAGGCGAAAGCUGUUCGAGUUCCGAAGGGCCACGUGCCGGUGUAUGUGGGCAAAGAGGAAAAGUUGUACGAAGUUCCGGUGAAAUAUCUUUCGCUCCGAUCGUUCCAAGAACUGUUGGCCCAGUCACAGCCGGCGAACGAACUUGAUAUUAAGAAUGAUGGCCCAAUUGUGCUUACGUGCAAUACUGACGUCUUCGAUCGGUUACUUAUGGAGGCCAAGGCGUACUGUGAAAGUUGA
Molecule: messenger RNA, 321 nt
Organism: Alnus glutinosa
Lineage: Eukaryota; Viridiplantae; Streptophyta; Magnoliopsida; Fagales; Betulaceae
Product: auxin-induced protein 15A-like
Exons: 1
Coding region: 1-321 (106 amino acids)
Biological process (GO): response to auxin
Source: RefSeq, a predicted model, not a curated record